Cuscuta epithymum is the source of this 1390-nucleotide messenger RNA. Lineage: Eukaryota; Viridiplantae; Streptophyta; Magnoliopsida; Solanales; Convolvulaceae. The record is from the annotation of a GenBank genome assembly.
UAGAAAUUUAGUUUUUGUAUUAUGUUCCGUUUAGUUUAUAAAUGCACUCACACGUUUAUUGCUUGUAAUAGCGUAUCUGUAUAGAUCUAUUAUAUCUUUUAUGUAUAUAUUUUGCAAUUAGUUGCAUGAAUGUGAUAGAUUUUUACUGAACCAUACUAGCAACUUUUGUUUUUAUGUAACUUCAAGUUUUUAGUAAAAAACUGAAAAGGCUGAAAUCGAAUCAAAAUAAAUCGAACCAAUCAAACUGUAAUUUCAUGUUUUGAAAUGUAAAAUGAAAAACCGAACCGAAACUGAACCGAACUUUCUAAUUUGAUUUCGUAUUUGGUUUUAGUCAAAACCAAAUCGAACCAAAAUGAACUCAUCCCUAUCGGUGGCUAGGGGUGAUAUGAGCCCGGUUCGUUCGCACCGGUCUAAGAUCAGACCGGACUACAACCGGAAUCAUCAAAGUUAUUGGACACAAGAUCGGAUCGGAACUACUCCGGUCCAAGGCCGGAUCGGACUAGAUAAUUCGAGUUUGACCAGACUAGACCGUGUGGACCAUUAUUUUACUUGAGUUUUUCUCAUUUGAUAUUAUAUCUUAUUAAUGUAAUAACCAUAUUUAUAAUACAAGAAAUCAUUUCCGGUGUAUAAAAGUAUCAUAAAUUAAUACUUCCUUUGUUCUUUAAUAGUUGGAACAUUGGGAUUCUUGUACUAUUCAUACAUCUUACUUUGAUCAUGAUUUUCUACUAAUAUAUAUAAUCAAAUUAUUAUGCAUGUAUGCUUUCUUCCGCAUAUGCCUUUCAAGUACAACUCUUCCAUUUUAAUGUAUUGUCACUAUCUGAAAAUGCAUAUUUGCUAAUCGUGUUUCCUGAUGUCGGCAGAGUAUCCAAGCUAGUCUGGCUGCCAAUCUGGCUGCCAGUCUGGCUGCCGCUGAGAGAGUAUCUUUGUUGGAGAAGAUCAGACGCUCGACGAAUUGAGAAGGUAGGAGGCGCUUUCUACAUCAUUUCCGACUUUUGCUGUCUCAAAGACGCGCUUUCUAUGAAGAACGAGAUGUCUCAAGUUCUGGUCCCGUCUUCAAGUAAAAAUAGGAAAGGAAGCUAUUUCGCCGGUCAGUUGGGCCAAGGAUUGAGGGAGAGAAUUAUAGUUUAAGAGGAAUGAUCUUGUCCAGCCGGAGGGACAGGAUCCUCCGUCCGGCCACCACUGUUUGGGGCGGUUCCCAGUGAAUUUUUUUGAUGAUUUUCUUAGUGAAUGUUCCUCAUCAAGUCUAGUUUAUCCACACAAAAAAUCAGCUAAAAUAUUUGAUCGGAAAGACAGUAAAUUUUUUUUUUGAAGAUAACUGCGCCAAAUUAAACAUAUAAAACAUAGUUAUUUUCAAAAAUGUAUUCGACAGCCUUCCCGAUCGAUUUUUUAG